AUGGAAAAAGUCAGAAAAUUAUCGACUCCCAAAACAUCAAGGAAUCAAUUCUCAGUUUCUCAAUCUGGUGGCCCUUCAGCUAUAAAUAGAAAGCCUAUAAAAAUACUUGGCUCUAACUUUUUAUUGGAUAGCAGAUAUGAAGUUCGCGACACAGUUGGCAGUGGAGCUUAUGGAGUAGUAGUAUCAGCAAGAGAUACAGUAUCAGGGGAACUUGUUGCAAUAAAAAAAAUUGAAAAAGCUUUUGAGCAUUCUACCUUUACGAAGAGAACAUUACGUGAACUAAUAAUUCUACGCUUAUUAGAACAUGAAAACGUAAUUCGAAUCAAAACAAUCCAAUUGCCCCUGUGCAGAGAUGAAUUUGAUGAAAUUUAUGUCGUAAGUGAAUUGAUGGAAACUGAUUUAAGCUCAAUAAUAAAAUCUCCUCACUCCCCCCCCCCUUUAAAUUUGAACUAAAAAUUUUGUUCGAAUUUAAAGGGGGGUUAAGAAAAUUUUUUUAAAAAAAAAUAAUCAUUAUAAAAUUUUUUAUAAAAAAAAAAAAUUCAAAAAUUUAUCGAAUUAGAUUAUAAAAACUUGUUUAAUAAAAUGCUAUUUACUCUUUAUCCUUUAAAACAAAGCAAGAUAUAACUAAAAUUUUAUUAUUAAUUAAUACGCCACUAUUAAUUGGUAUCAAAACUAUUUACACAAAAAUUAUUAUUUUUAUUGAUAAAAAAAAAAUAAAAGAAAAUAAUUUUAGAAAAUUUAUUAAUCAAAGUGCUAAUUUUGUUUAAAUAUAAGAUGUUAUUUAUACUCUAUUCUUUAAAAUAAAGCAAGAGAUAAGUAAAUUUUGAAUUUUUGUAAAGAAUUCGUAUUGAAUUUAUAUCAAAGCUAUUUAAAUAGAAAAUAUCAUUUUUAUCAAAAAAAAUAAAAUUGUUUUAAAAAUUAACAAUUAAGGAUAAUAAAUUUAUUUAAAUAAGAUGUUCUUUAUACUCUAUUCUUUAAACAAGAGCAGGAUAUAACUAAAUUUUAAAUUUUAGUUAAGAAGAAACAUUUAAAUUAUAUCAAAACUUUUUACAUAAAAAUUAUACUUAAUUUUUUAUUAUAAAUUAAAUUUUGUUCCAAUUUAAAGGGGGGUUAAUUUACUAUAUUUUGUUCCAAUUUAAAGGGUGGGGGGAGUCAGAUUUUAUCUGAUGAGCACUGCCAGUUCUUUUUAUAUCAAAUUUUAAGAGGUAUCAAAUACAUUCAUAGUGCACACAUUCUGCACCGAGAUUUAAAGCCGAGAAAUCUAUUGGUAAACUCAAAUUGCGAUUUAAAAGUCUGCGAUUUUGGUCUAGCAAGACCUUUUAUAGACGAUUUAAAAAUAAGAGGGUCACAGAUGACAGAUUAUGUUGCAACUAGAUGAUAUAGGGCUCCUGAGGUGCUAUUAACUUAUAGAAAAUACACAGCUGCUAUUGAUAUGUGGUCAAUUGGCUGCAUUUUUGCAGAGUUAUUAUUAAGAAAACCACUUUUGCCUGGAAAUGAUUCAAAUAACCAAUUGGAUUUAAUUUUUGACAUGAUUGGAACUCCUUCUGAUGAAGAUAUUGCUUCUAUUCCUCAUUUAAGAGCAAGGGAUAAAGUAUCUAGAAUGCCUAAAAGGAAUAAAAAAGCCUUCGAAACAAUUUUUUCUGAGUGCAACCCUGACGCAAUUGACUUAGUGAGAAAAUUUCUUGUUUUUAAUCCUGAUAAAAGAAUUACAAUUGAUGAAGCGUUAGAGCAUCCGUAUUUGUCAACUUUGCAUUGUCCAGAUGAUGAGCCAACUCGAAGUGCAGUUUCUGGUUUUGAUUUUGAGUUUGAAAAAAGAGUCUUGAACAUAAGAGAAUUGAAAGAUCUUAUAUAUGAAGAAAUUUUAUUGUAUCAUUUUCCUCAAAAAAGAGAAGAGUACGAUAGAGCAAAAUUAGAAUAUUCACUGAAAAUAAGAGUGCCACUCAGAGAAACUUCUUCAAAUGGACCUAACGAGGACAGCGUGGGUGAAGAAGAUGAAUAUUAA
This is a messenger RNA of Blepharisma stoltei, 2002 nucleotides long. The record is from the annotation of a GenBank genome assembly. Lineage: Eukaryota; Ciliophora; Heterotrichea; Heterotrichida; Blepharismidae.